Molecule: messenger RNA, 306 nt
Organism: Alternaria rosae
Lineage: Eukaryota; Fungi; Ascomycota; Dothideomycetes; Pleosporales; Pleosporaceae
Exons: 5
Coding region: 1-306 (101 amino acids)
Source: RefSeq, a predicted model, not a curated record
AUGCAGCCAACUUUCCGCCGAAUGGCGGGCCACAACCACGGCAUGAUCCACGCGGAUCCCGCCAUUAUCAAAUGGGCCAAAAACUGGCGCGUUGAAAACAAGGAAUGGCCUCAAAGGCGCAAGAGUCUCGACAUGGACAUGACCGUCAACCGCCACAAGUACUUCCGCUGGACGAAGCGCACAGCUUGGCUCACAUUCGCCUACGUCGUCUUGGUACCGGGUAUGCUGGGCACGGCAGGAUACAUGACCGAGGGCAAGUGGGACAUGCGCGGCAAGCGGAGGGGCGACAUGAUCUCCGAGUUCUAG